AUGAAGCUUAAAACUGUUCAGCGUCUGGAGCUUCCCCCCGCCGCAGACAUGCAUGUCCACAUGCGGCAGGGAGAGCUCAUGAACCUGGUGGUGCCUACUGUUGUCCAGGGAGGAGUGGAUACGGUGUUUGUGAUGCCGAACCUCGUUCCUCCUCUUACGACCAUCGACAGGGUUCUUGAAUACGAAAAAGAGCUGAAGGCUAUUGCUCCUGAUGUCACGUUUCUCAUGUCACUCUUUCUUCAUGAGUCCAUAACGCCCGAAGUCGUGAAGAAGGCGGCCGCGGCUGGGAUCACUGGCAUUAAGCUUUACCCCCAAGGAGGAACAACCAAUUCAGACUCCGGCGUCUCUGAUUUGAAGGCAUUUUACAACACAUUCGCGGCCAUGGAAGAGCAUGGAUUAAUUCUCAACAUUCACGGAGAGGUUGUAGAGUCUCUGGCUCCGCCGAACACCACUCUGGAAGAAGCAUUCUUGCCCACUCUGAAGUCAGUCCACGAGCGCUUUCCCAAGCUCCGCAUCGUGCUCGAGCACUGCACUACUGCAGCGGCCGUCGAGGCCGUCAAGGCUUGCGGACCAACCGUCGGUGCUACCAUAACGGCGCAUCACUUGUAUCUGACCCAUCACGAUGCUUGCUGCAAUCCCUUUGCCUUCUGCAAGCCUAUCCCCAAGAAGCCUACGGACCGGGAUGUUCUAAUCAAAACAAUUGCAGAGGGAAACCCCAAGUUCUUCUUCGGUAGCGACAGCGCUCCCCAUCUCAUCCAAACCAAGACAGAUGCAGCACCGGGGAAGUUCCCAGCCGGCGUUUUCACACAGCCGUAUGCCACACAACUUGUCUUGUUGGGCUUGGAAGAGGGCAUUGAGCGUGGUGUCAUUACGGAGGCCGAAGUGACCCAGGAGAAGCUUGCGGCAUUCCUCAGCACCAAUGGUCGCCGCUUCUACCAGUUUCCCGAGAAGCCUGCUGGCAGCACCAAGAAGAUUGUGCUCGAGCGCAAGGGCGAGAAAAUUCCCAAGAGCAUCCGGAGCGAGAACGGAUCGGUGGAGGUGGGGAUCUCACGCGAGGGCACUGAAGUGUUCAGCUUGCGGUGGGAAUGA
This is a messenger RNA of Grosmannia clavigera kw1407, 1089 nucleotides long. Its product is annotated as amidohydrolase 2. Bases 1 to 1089 code for a protein of 362 amino acids. Gene Ontology annotation, biological process: pyrimidine nucleotide biosynthetic process; 'de novo' pyrimidine nucleobase biosynthetic process. NCBI's taxonomy places the organism in Eukaryota, Fungi, Ascomycota, Sordariomycetes, Ophiostomatales, Ophiostomataceae. Gene Ontology annotation, molecular function: dihydroorotase activity. Gene Ontology annotation, cellular component: cytoplasm. The record is from RefSeq and is a predicted model, not a curated record. The transcript is spliced from 10 exons.